This is a messenger RNA of Diuraphis noxia (Russian wheat aphid), 613 nucleotides long. RefSeq names its product cathepsin D-like. Lineage: Eukaryota; Metazoa; Arthropoda; Insecta; Hemiptera; Aphididae. Gene Ontology annotation, cellular component: lysosome. Gene Ontology annotation, molecular function: aspartic-type endopeptidase activity. The record is from RefSeq and is a predicted model, not a curated record. Gene Ontology annotation, biological process: proteolysis; cell death.
AACUAAUUUCUUCAGUUUUUUUUUUUUCAUAUUGUGUAAAAUAACAAAAAAUAAUAUUAAUCAUUAACAAAUUAUGAUGUACAGAUUAAUAUUGUUUGUAGUUUUCUAUAAUGUUUUUUGUACCACCAAUGCAGAUGUUGAAAUGAACGUUCAUCGCAUACCGUUAGUCAGACGAAAAUCACCGUUGGAGAUGUUAAUUAAGGAUCCACAUUACACGAAGAAAUUAAAUAUUCAAAAAACUCAUCCAACAAAUGAGAAUAUCACUCUAUUCAAAUAUUUGGACAUGGGCCAUUUAAAUGUUAGUAAUUUAAUAUUUGCUGGUAUCAGUGAGAUACCGAACUAUACACAAUAUCAAAUGAUGCACGCCGAUGGAAUUAUUGGUUUAGGAUAUAAUACCAUGGCUAGAACGACAAACCAAACAUUUUUUUAUAAGUUGCUGGAUGAUAAAAAAAUUUUGAAACCAAUUUUCUCAGUAUACAUGAAUCGGGAUGAAACCACAAACAAAGGAGGAGUAAUAUUUCUUGGUGGAAUCGAACCGAAACACAUCAAUGGUGAAAUAACCUAUGUACCUGUAACAAUAAAAAAAUAUUGGCAAAUUGAAAUGAAUCAGUAA